CUCUCUCUCUCUCUCUCUCUCUCUCUCUCUCUCUCCUUUCUCUCUCUCCGCGCAGUGUGAGUGUGUGUCUUGCAGGAGCGAGAGAGAACAUGUCGCCCUCGUCCUCCCUCGCCCGACACCGCUGAGGCCGAGCGCUGCGCUCCCGACUCCUAAUAAUACAUAUACGUGUCGUGCAGCAGAGUCAGCCUGUGUCGCGCUCCAGUCGUGCAUCGUAGAAGCUCGCGCGGCCCGAGUGCAGGAUGGGCCUCGUGGGGAGCCGGCUGGCCGAGGCCGAGCCUCAGGCCAAUCAUCACCAUCAGCGGGAAUUCGCCUCAGCGAACAUCAAGAACUGCCAGCCGUAUCUCAGCCCCGUCGGCGGAGGAUGCGGCGGCAGCCUCAACAGUUCCGGGACGACCGGCUCGCAGCACACGAGGACCGGCAGCGUGCGCGGCGCGCCCAGGCAGCCCAUGCCCGACGCCCAGGAGCUCGAGCGCCGCUUCACCAAAGUCCUGGCCUCGAUGGAUCUCCCACCGGACAAGGCGAAGCUCCUGAAGCAGUACGACAAUGAGAAGAAAUGGGACAUCAUAUGUGAUCAAGAAAGGGUACAAGCGAAAGAUCCGCCGUCUCACUACCUGGCGAAACUGCGGACCUACCUGGACCCCAAGGCAUCGAGAAGUCAUCGAUCGUAUCGUUUCCUUACGUUCUUCCAGAAGAGGAAGAUGGUCGGCGAGUCGACCUCGACGCAAGUACUGCGGGACCUGGAGAUCUCCCUGCGCACAAAUCACAUCGAAUGGGUCAGGGAAUUCCUGGACGAGGAGAACCAAGGCCUCGACGCCCUGAUAGACUACCUCAGCUUCAGAUUGCUGAUGAUGCGGCACGAGCAGAGGCUUCUCGAGUCACGAGCCAACUCCGAGGAGAGAAUCCAGGCGACGACGGGAACGGGUGACAACUCGCCGCUGAAUAACGGAUGCCUGAGACCGCCGCUCCACGAGCUGAAAGACAGCCCCGGCGUGAAGAGGCGCUCGAGGCACGUCGCGCGGCUCAACAUGGGGGAGGCUAAGGACGACAUCCACGUGUGCAUACUCUGCAUGCGCGCCAUCAUGAAUAACAAGUACGGCUUCAACAUGGUCAUCCAGCAUCGGGAGGCCAUCAACUGCAUCGCCCUGAGCCUGAUGCACAAGAGCUUGAGAACAAAAGCCCUCGUGCUGGAGCUGCUGGCAGCCAUCUGCCUCGUGAAAGGAGGCCACGAGAUCAUACUCUCGGCGUUCGACAACUUCAAGGAGGUCUGCUCGGAGAGGCGGAGAUUCACGACCCUCAUGGAGUACUUCACCCAGUACGACAGCUUCCACAUCGAGUUCAUGGUGGCUUGCAUGCAGUUCGUCAACAUCGUCGUCCACUCGGUCGACGACAUGAACUUCCGGGUGCACCUGCAGUACGAGUUCACCAAGCUCGGCCUCGACGAGUACCUCGAGAAGCUCCGGCACACCGAGAGCGAAGAUUUGCAGGUUCAAAUCUCGGCGUACUUGGACAACGUGUUCGACGUGGCUGCUCUGAUGGAGGACAGCGAGACCAAGACCGCCGCUCUGGAGAAGGUGGCCGAGCUGGAGGACGAACUCGGACACGCGCACGACCGGAUGGGCGAGCUCGAGAGGGAGUCCUUGGCGAAGCUGGCGGAGCUCGAGACGGAGCUCGGCGCGCUGAAGGUCGAGUACGCCGAGGCGCUGGAGGCUCGCAGACUCGUCGAAGAGGAGCUCGCCGCGCUGAAGAAGCAGCGCCAGGACUCCGCCAGGAGGCAGAGCGUCCUGGAGAGCAAAAUCAUCGAGCUGGAGACCCUCACCGGCACGCUCACCAAGGGCUCUUCGGCCGCCAAUCUCCGAAACGGCUCGGCUGCGACCUCGCCAGUUCGGGACGGGCCGGUGCCGACGACCAAUUCGACGUCGUCGCCGCCGCCGCCGCCGCCGCCGCCGCUGCCGCCCCCGGAACUCGUCGCACCUCCAGCGCCGGCCCCGCCGCCGCCCCCCUGCCCGCCGCCGAUGCCCAGGGAUCCCGCGAGCUCGGGCAACCACAAGCCGCCGCCGCCCCCCGCCCCGAUCCCGCCGCCGCCCGCCGGAAUGAUGCAGGCUCCCGACGGCGCGAUGACCAUCAAACGAAAGGUUCAAACGAAAUACAAGCUCCCGACAUUGAAUUGGAUCGCCCUCAAACCCAACCAAGUGCGGGGCACCAUCUUCAAUGAGCUGGACGACGACCGACUACACAGCUACAUCGAUUUCACGGACUUCGAGGAGAGAUUCAAAAUCGGCUUGGGCACUCACCUGACGAAUGGCACCAGCGAAAUCGACGGCCUUCAAAGCUUCCCCAGCAAAAGGUUCAAGAAGCCCGAGAACGUUUCGCUCCUCGAACACACCAGGUUGCGAAAUAUCGCGAUCUCGAGGAGGAAAAUGGAGAUGCCGGUAGAGAAAGUCAUUACGGCAGUCAAUGCACUCGAUCUUAAGGUUCUUUCGCUCGAGAACGUGGAAUUGCUGCAAAGAAUGGUGCCGACGGAACAAGAAACGAAAGCGUACCGAGAAUACAUUAUCGAGAAGAAGAAUGUGAACCUCUUAACCGAGGAAGACAAAUUCCUGCUACAGCUUGGCAAAGUCGAAAGAAUAUCUACGAAAUUGUCCAUCAUGAACUACAUUGGGAACUUCUUCGACAACGUGCACCUCAUCGCUCCCCAAAUACACGCUGUGAUAUCUGCAUCGAGUUCGGUCAAGUGUUCAAAGAAAUUACGGGCCGUUUUAGAAAUAAUUCUUGCCUUUGGAAAUUAUCUGAAUAGCAGUAAGCGUGGCCCCGCUUACGGUUUCAAGCUGCAAAGUUUGGAUACACUUUUGGAUACCAAGUCGACUGACAAACGGAUGUGCCUUCUGCACUAUAUUGUGGCAACGAUAAGACUCAAAUUUCCUGAACUCGUGAACUUUGAAUCCGAAUUAAUGUACAUCGAUAAGGCUGCGACAGUGUCUCUUGAGAAUGUAACGACCGACGUGCACGAAUUAGAGAAAGGAAUGGACCUCGUUCGCAAGGAGUUCGAAUUGCGAGGCAAGGAGAAACACAAUACGGUGCUUCGAGAUUUCCUUAACAAUUCCGAAGAAAAGCUGCGCCGCUUAAAAUCCGAUGCCCGCAUCGCCGGAGAUGCUUUCAGGGAAUGUGUCGAGUUCUUCGGCGAAAGUCCCAGACAAGCUGAUGCUAAUACGUUCUUUUCGCUUCUCGUUCGAUUCGCGAGAGCAUUUAAGGCUGCAGAUCAAGAGAAUGAACAGCGUCGAAGAUUAGAAUUAGCGGCAGCGGAAGCUUUGAAUACCUCGGAGGAAGUUAUCAAAAGGAACAAAUUGAACCAAAAGAAGCAACAGGAUGCUGUUAUAAACGAGUUGAAGAAUAAAACCAGAUUGGUUCAAGAGAAGAAACUGUUGCAGCAAGAUGAGGUUUACAACGGAGCACUCGAAGAUAUCCUUCUAGGCCUGAGGUCGGAGCCUUAUCGUAGAGCCGACGCUGUCCGACGGAGUCAGCGUCGACGCAUUGAUAACCACAGACUUUCUCGUACCGCCGAAGAAUUAGAAUUGUAAUUUAUUAUAUCCUAAUUUUCUUUUUUGUUUUCCUUACGAGACAUUUCAUGACAAUUGUCUUUCUAGUGUACAAAGUGUACAUAUAAAAAGCUUAAAAGUACAUAUCAACUGGGACAAGUUGAGUGUAGUGUGAAAAUUGUCUAUUUUUCAAAACUGCGUAAAACUAGGUUUUGAAAGGUAUCUUGAUAUUUUUGACUUUUCAUUGAAAAUGCACAAGUCAUUAUAUUGGUGCUAGAAGCUGUAUAGAAAGUAACGAAUUUAUUGACCUGUGUAUAUCUCUUAUUAUACACAUACGUAAAGGCGGACACUGCUAAUCAGUCAAAAUAUCGGCAGAUUUUUGAAAGAUCUAAUAGUGCGAUCAUGUAUUUUAAUAAUACUACAUAUUAUAAGUCAGAAGAAAUAGAUGAUGUCAUGUAGAAACAAAUGUAUUGUAUAAAGAAGAGUAAUUUCUUAUGCAGCGUAGUUCGGAUGAACGUUAAUUUAUACGAUUUCUUUCUGAUUUAUUAAACAGCAAGAUUUUAUUGUUUUCUUGAUAUUAUUAAUUAAUUUUGUUCGAAAUCAAGCGUUAAGGGCCCUCGAUCAUGUCGUUAUAGAUAUACAGCGAUCGAGGAAAUUGUCCGUCUCUUUGCAAUGCAUUUUUGAACAAAUUGCUAUACCUAGGAUCUUGAAAAAACACGCUCUUGCAAUGUAUAACUAGCGAUUUUGUCGCCGCCAUUUUUCUGACCGCGAAUUAACUUUAUACUCCCAAUACACUUUGCGCGCGGAAACGAGCUGAAAUGCCUCCGUAAGCUAGAAAAUUUACAAAAAAUAAAAAUAAAAAUACAUCGCAUCAAAGAGACCCUCCCGUACGGACGAUUUUCUUAUUUACUAUAUAUGCAAAAGUUUACUAUAGCUGCAUGCUCGAGAGCCGUUAAACUUAUUAAAUUUAUUCCUUGUUGGCUGUUAAGAAAUUUUUAAAAGAUUUAUUUCUUAUUGAUAUAAACUUUUUCUAAUUAUGGCUCUCUUCAUAUUUAUGUAAAUUAGUCAUCGUUUGAUGUAAACAUUCCGACUAUUUUUUUUAUAUAUUUGAAUGCCUAUUUAGGCGUCCAUUAUGAUACCGAUUCCGUCAAAAAAUCAAUUUAUAAUAGUAUAUGUAUCACGCAACAAUGAUGAAAGUGCAAUUUCGCGCUCUAAUGUGAUUCAACGCAUACGGAUGUCAAUCGAAAUGAAAACGAAUAAUUUUCUAUUAUGCGCAUAAAUAAGCUCAAAUUGCACGCAAUAUAUUCUGAUAUUUUGUGCUUAAACAUCUAGAUUUUACGCGCAGUAUAUAAAAAGAAGGCUAACUUUCAAACUUAUUUAAAACAGAUUUUUCAAGAAAGUGUGCUAUUCUUAUAUUUUACUAUACACAAAGAAAGAUUUGAUACAUACAAGAAUACUAAGUAUAAAGAUGUUUGUACACCCGUACAUCAAUUUUUAUAUAUCGGAUGAAUAUUGCCAUUAUACUGAAGAGUAAUACAUUCCUUUGAAAAGCUCAGGUUAUAUAUAUAUAUAUAUAUAUAUAUAUAUAUAUAUAUAUAUAUAUAUAUAUAUAUAUAUGCAGUAUCUAGAAGCACAACUUUUUAUAUCAAGCUCAAGGCAAUACCUUCAAAAGAAUUUGAUGAAUGUAUACCGUUAUCACGAGACAACCGUCCAGAUGUCUUUUAAGAUUUAUUAAUCACCAAAUUUUAAACGAUGUAACUGGUCCUGUGGAACAUUUCCUGGCGUAAAUCGUUUUUGCAUACUUAUAUAAUACAAUUUUUAAAAACAUUUUUGCUACACAUAUAAUGUACUAUUAUGCUCAAAGAAAUGUAAUCAACAAAGAAGUUGCCUUUAAAAAAUAAUACGCGCACAUACUUUUUGCAAAGAAAAAGUAAAAUAGAAAUUCUUAUGUACUUUUAUACAUCAAACUGAUAUUAAAAUGCAAGUUUGUAAAUAUUUUUGUAAUAUAUAAAAUAACGAGCGUCAUGCAAAGUAAUUAUAUUGCAUACUUUAUAUUCGCCAAUCAUAUGAUUAGUUUACCAAUGUGAUGUUUAAACGAAAACGGUAUGUAGAUUACAUAUUAUCACUGUGUAUUUCAGACCAUUACAAAUCUAUAAUUUGGUGUAAUAUCAAUUUAUAGUUCAACAAGGUGAAAAGUCUUUUGUAUGUUUUGCGGACUUGUAAAUAAUGUGCAUUUUACUAUUGAUAAGUUACAUAAAACGCCCUAAGCAUGUUGGUUUUUUCAUUUGUAAAAAAAGCAGAAAGCUGCAUAAAUUGCUUAUGGCAAAUAAAUGCAAUAUAUUCAAAAA
This is a messenger RNA of Nasonia vitripennis (jewel wasp), 5881 nucleotides long. RefSeq names its product formin-like protein (gene Frl). Gene Ontology annotation, cellular component: cytosol. Lineage: Eukaryota; Metazoa; Arthropoda; Insecta; Hymenoptera; Pteromalidae. Gene Ontology annotation, biological process: cortical actin cytoskeleton organization; cell migration; regulation of cell shape. Gene Ontology annotation, molecular function: actin filament binding; small GTPase binding. The transcript has 17 exons. The coding region runs from base 240 to 3575 and encodes 1111 amino acids. The record is from RefSeq and is a predicted model, not a curated record.